CCCAGGGGGACUCGCUGCCGGCCCGGGCCUAGACCGCGCGCUAGACCGGGGUUUUGCGCACUGGCUGCGGACCGAGCGCCGGGCUAGGGAGACCAGCGGCUGGCGCUGGGCCGCAUGGAGCUGCUGGCGCUGCACACGGGACGGCGGCGGGGGGCGCUGCUCCCGCAGGAGCCGGGAGAACCGGAGCGCAAACGAGUAUGCAAGAGUUUAGAGACCGUUCCAAAUGAGAGUGAUUUUUGCCACCAAUUAAAUGAAUGUGCUAUGGAUUACUGGACUAUGGAGCUGGAUUCUAAACAGAAAGGUACCACAGAACAAUUUAUUCCUCAGACUCCUAAGGAAAAGCCAAAUUCAAUGAUUUUUCAAAAUCAUGGAAGCAAAGGUACUGCCCAGCCUUGCCCAAGAUGUAUUGCAGGAGAAUCUGGACACUUCAAUCAUAUUAUGGGCUUCUAGAAGAAGAGAGCCUGCAAAGCAGCAAUGUUCAGUUUCUGUUUUUAAAACAUAAGAACAUGCAUGUGUAAACGCCGUACAGCUGGAUUUCUGUACACACCCAUUCAAUUAAUGUGGAUCUAGAUUUGUUAUACAUAAUGUAAGAUUUUGUGCAUUAUGUUGUAUUUUUAAUACAAAAAUCCAUAUUCCUUUGUUUUUAUAGUUUAACAAGUUGUUAGUUCAAAUAACUUCCAUCUUGAUCCUUCCUUCCUACUCCCUCCCCAAGGCCCUUCACGCAGGCUAGUGUUUCAUUCAGACAUAGGUGUUUUUAGUAGUGGGUAAAGAAAGUCAUGAAAGUAGGUCUGAUUUUGCUUUGUUAUAGGAGUUUAGUUAGCCCAGUGUUGGUCCAAUCCUGCAAAUCCUUAGUCCUCUUGCUCCACUUUCUGUUCCUUUUGGGCACCUAUUGGGACACUGGUAGUGACCAUCCUUAUGUUCAGAUGAGAACAGGGACUACAUUUGUGGCCCAGCUUUUUCUAGAAGCCCGUACAGAGUGACAAAGCAGAGGUUCUCUUUACACACACACACACAGACACACACACACACACACACCUUGUACGCCUGCACAGAGGCCAAUAACAAUCUGGUCUUAAGCUUGCACUUCUUUGUUACUCAUCAAAAACAUAUCCCCCCCAUCCAUUUUUAAGAACUUUCCACUUUUUUUUAUAAAUGAACACAGUUUUACACACACUCCUAUCUCUGAAAGAGAAAUAUUAUUUUUUGCAACAUUCCAGCAUGUGAAAUUGAAUGGUAGCACCUGUGCUAUGCAGUUCCCUGUUCAAAGCUGCCAAGGACACAACCAGUUUGCCACUGCUUGACUCUAGUAGGGAAGACUCACUUGUUUUCCAGUUGUUGGUUUGGUUGCUGGAUCUUGGCCACUGCUGAAAUUGUUUGAACAUUAUUUUAAAUUUCCAUUUCUUGGCAGUAUUAAUUAUAUUUCAUUUUUAUCAUAUGUAUUAUAUUAAAGUUUUUAGGCAACCUAACAUAGGGCUCAAUAAUGACAGCAGAGUGAGGAUGAGGGGUGGGUGCACUGUCCCAAGGGUUGCUCUGGGAGGAAUUCACUAGUAGAAGGUUCUGGAGCAGAGGAGGUAUAGCCAGCAUAUUGGGCUCCUGUGUGGGAGGCUGAUGGACAUAUGGCCCAAACUCUUAACUCUCUUUUGUUGUAUCAUACCCCAGAAGGUGCACACAGAGAAAUCUCUGAGCUACAGUUGUGCCUCGCUGCUGCUCAAGGGAGGGCUUCCUUUAAGGAGCCAGUCAAACAGUUUAGCCCAAAACAAAGAUUAUGGGCCAGAUCUUUCACUCUAGUUAACCUAUGAUCAACACAGGACCCGAAGAGGCAGUAGGGCAGAGUUGGCAUUGGAACAGUAUUCUGCCUCCGCAGUUCUGGGAGCAUCCAGGGACCAGUUCAACUCCCAGAGCAACUUAGAACUGCAGCCCUGAAGCCCAGGCUUACACCAGGCUGGUAUUAGCCCUCUAAGGGUUAUCAUACAGCCAGGGAUUGACAGGCCAUUCAAGCCAAGUCCCCUUCAACCUGAUAGAAUGCCCUUUGUGUUGGGUGGAGGUAGAAGGAGCAGGUGGUGUAGGGCUGGCUGUUUCUUAAAAAUAUAUUAAUCUUAAAUAAAUUGAUACCACAUUGAUGGACAGACACCAUCUAAAGAUCAAAGGCAGACAGGCAAUAAGCAUGACUAGGCAUGAGUUUCUCUGCAAUAAUAGUACAAGUAGAUGGUCGAAGGUACAAAGGAAUCUGAAAGUUCAGUUAUUGCACAAUGACUCAAACCCUCUUGUGUUUUAUUAAGUAAGGUCUGGUCCACACCUAAAAUUUAUGUCUAUCUAGCGAUAUCACUCCUGGGGUGUGAAAAAUUCACACCCCUUAGAGAUGUAGUUAAGCCAGUUUAUUUCUCUGUGUAGAAACCACUAAGUCAGUGAAAGAAUUCUUCCAUCAACCUGGCUGCCGCCUCUCAAGGGGUCGCCUCUCUACAACUAUUGAAAAACCCAUUACCUCACUGUAGCAAGUGUCUACGCUUUCAUGCUACUGCAACACAGCUGCAGAACCAUAGCUGUGCCACUAAGCACCAAUAGUGUAGAUAAGCCCUAAAUGUAAUCAUGGGUAUAACAAUGUAUAGCUAAA
This is a messenger RNA of Trachemys scripta elegans, 2611 nucleotides long. RefSeq names its product chromosome 7 C10orf143 homolog (gene C7H10orf143). Lineage: Eukaryota; Metazoa; Chordata; Testudines; Emydidae. The record is from RefSeq and is a predicted model, not a curated record. Bases 115 to 450 code for a protein of 111 amino acids. The transcript has 4 exons.